Messenger RNA from Eremothecium cymbalariae DBVPG#7215, 2553 nucleotides. It is a transcript of the gene EST2, whose product is annotated as telomerase reverse transcriptase. Gene Ontology annotation, cellular component: telomerase catalytic core complex. Gene Ontology annotation, molecular function: telomeric repeat DNA binding; telomerase RNA binding. The transcript has a single exon. The record is from RefSeq and is a predicted model, not a curated record. Bases 1 to 2553 code for a protein of 850 amino acids. NCBI's taxonomy places the organism in Eukaryota, Fungi, Ascomycota, Saccharomycetes, Saccharomycetales, Saccharomycetaceae. Gene Ontology annotation, biological process: telomere maintenance via telomerase.
AUGAUAUGUCUUGAGGAUUAUAUUAGCAAAGAAUUACCUUACCCUACAGAUGAGUUAAUCUUCAAGCAACUAUGGUCCUUUAGAUCGCUUAACGGUCUUCAGGACUUAGCUAGGUAUCACUUCAUAGUUCAAAAUCCCACGAAACUACCAUUACCACAAACUAGUGUUACUCACAGGAAGAUGAUAGAUGAUUGUAUUGUGUAUAUGAUAAACAAGAAGUUGUUCAACAAUGUUUUAACCUACGGCUAUAGAAUUGCCAAGAACUCUCAGCUCAAUACGACGUUACAUUGCCAAUAUACUAAUACUAAUAUAUCUGCACUGAAAAUGGGUGCUUGGCAACUUCUUCACGAAGCGAUUGGGACUCAAAACUUUGUUCAUAUGUUAGUUAAUUGUUCAAUAUUCCAUUACAACGGGAGAUACUUCAAACAGCUUGCUGGAAAUGUAAUGAAUGAACCUCACAAACCCCCAAUUUGGUAUUUUAACGAACAAAAGAAGUUUGCUGCUCAAGAUCUGAAGCCACAUGAUGUUGGAAAUAAUGGAUUUUUAUAUAGAAAUAUUGGGAUUAUUAAAUGGGAUAAAUUGCUUCCAGAAGAUGUGGGUGCAUUGUCUGAACAAAUAUUUGACGACGAACGACAUAGGGUCCCAAAAGUUACGGUGCUACUAGCCAAAAUGAUGCGCAAUGCAAGCAAAGUUCGCUAUGCGAGAAUUAUUAAUUCUAUUUGUCCAAAAAAGUCAGUUUCUGAAGCCUCUUCCAAUUUAGACCUUCAGACAACUGUGAAGUCUGUCACUCGCCUAAUUACCCUGUUCGUUGAUAAAAUUAUACCGUUGGAGUUAUUUGGAUCUAGGAAAAACAAAUCAUUGAUUCUUAAAAGAACAUCUGAACUUCUUAGACUCAAAAUAAACUGCCAAAUCCCAUUUGAAUAUUUAAUAAAGGGAUUACGAGUCACUGAUGUUUCCUGGCUAGGUCUUACUUCUAAAGGUGUACCAGUUUGUGAAUUUAAAAGGCGACGAAGACUAUUUGAACUAUUCCUUGAUUGGCUAUUUAGGAAGUUUAUUCCAAAAUUAAUUCACGGAAUUUUUUAUGCCACUGAGAUUUCAUCACAAACUGCAGUAAUUUAUUUUCGACAAGACACUUGGAAUGAGAUAUCUGCUCCAUUCUUAUCUAAGUAUUUCAGCCAGUACUUAAAGGAAAACGCUGAUUGUGAACUUCAUGAUACAUUUAAGUUUUCAAGGUAUAACCAUAGGAACUUGAGAUUGAUACCAAAAAAAUCGAAAUAUGACUUUAGAGUCCUUGCUGUACCACAUAGAGGCUUUGGGGAAGAUGAUAGGCUCGAAUAUGAAGAAUAUGUACGUACUGUUUUGAAGCCAAUAAAGAAUGUGCUUAAUUACCUGAGAGCUAGAAGGGCUACCCAUUUUCAAAAAAUGUACUCUCCAUUACAGAUUGGAAAGUUUCUUAAUCAAUUUAAGGAAACGUUGCUUAAUAAAUAUUCUCAGUUGCCUCCAUUACAUUAUUUUAAGUUUGACAUUGCUUCUUGCUACGAUUCAGUUCCUACAGGAAAGGUAUUUGAGAUCGUUGAAAAACUAAUGGGGGAUGAUACACAUUUUUACAUUAGAACAAUGCUAGUUUAUGAUACUAGGAGUCAAACUUUGCAACGUAAAAAUGUUGUAAAUGGCGACUUGAAUCUUAAGGAUAGGAGUAUUCUCAUAGACACUGCACAAACAGUUCACUUUUCGAAAGCGGACAUUAUCAAUACUUUGAUGAUGGAAAUAAAUCAAACAGCCCUUAAAUAUGAUGACCACUGUUUUUUAAGAACAGUUGGAUUGUUUCAAGGUGCUCAUCUUUCUUCAUGUCUUGUUGACAUUGUUUAUGAUGACCUACUGGAAUAUUACCGCGAAUUUAGUAAUCCUCCUGGUACAUCAUCGCUGCUGCUGAGGCUAGCAGAUGACUUUUUAAUAAUCUCGACUAGUAAGGAAUACAUCGACAAUAUAAAAACUUUGGCGCUUAACGGGUUUGACGAGUAUAAUGCUAUAAUUAAUAAGGAUAAGAUCCUCAGUUUUUGUUCAACAGAGGCAGAAAAUCAUAUAUUCAGCUAUUGUGCCAUGGCUAUCAAUAUCCUUAAAUUAGAUGUCUGCAAACCAAAAGACACUUACAAUAUGAUGCAAUCUUACAUGGGUUCAACGAAAAAGUUAUAUAAAAAAUUACGUUGGUUAUUUGAACUUCGUAUGCCAUAUGAUGUGACGAGCCCAACCUGCAAUUCCUGGGAAGCAAUAGUUCGUCAUACUGAGCAGGCAAGUAUUAACUUGGCUGAAACAUUUUCUGCGUAUUUUGCUAAGCAUAAAGUUACAGUUGCUUCCUUCUCCGAAUUUAUCGAAGGAAUCAUAUUUUCAGCGUGCAAGAACUGUAAGAAUAUGAGUGAUUCAGAUACGAGAUACAUGACCCUAAGAACAAUUAUUUUGAAAUGUUUCAAGGAUAUAAUGCUAAUUAAAAGAUCCAAGUUUGCCGAAGUUGUAGAAUUCCUGGAAAGCGAACAAAAUAACUGCCUCCAAGGUUAA